AUGCGUCCUGUUAUGACUCCACCCCAGACUGCUCAAUUGAGAUGGUCAGCCCCGCCUUCCCCACAUUUUAAGAUUAACUUUGAUGCUGCCAUAUCCACAGCUCAAAGAACCUUUGGCAUUGGAGUAGUGGUCCGAGACCAUGAAGGCUCUUUUAUUGCUGGCCUUGCAAAGAAAUUCGUUGGUUCAGUGAGUGCAGAAAUAGCGGAAGCCCAUGCUGCUAGGGAAGCGGUCUACUUGGCAAGAAAUCUAAUGAUCCCAAGCUUUAUUUUGGAGGGAGAUGCAGCUUCAAUUAUCAAACUCAUUCUUGAUAAGGAAGACAUCCUGUCUGACUUAGGUUUGAUUCUUGAGGAUAUACACUUAGCCUUACUAGAUCAACUUUGUAUUGAUGUUAAAUGGAUACCAAGGGAGGCAAACAAGGUUGCACACAUCUUAGCCAACCGAGCAAAGAAUGCCAUCCUUUAUGAAUCUCUUUGGAAUGCUCCUCCAAAUUUUGUCAAGCAAAUCGUGCUGGACGAUUUCCAACAAUCUCAGUAA
Molecule: messenger RNA, 534 nt
Organism: Coffea eugenioides
Lineage: Eukaryota; Viridiplantae; Streptophyta; Magnoliopsida; Gentianales; Rubiaceae
Exons: 1
Coding region: 1-534 (177 amino acids)
Molecular function (GO): nucleic acid binding; RNA-DNA hybrid ribonuclease activity
Source: RefSeq, a predicted model, not a curated record